AUGAACAUGCGACAUUUCAGUCAUAAAAUAUUCUCCUGCAGCUCAAGUCAAAUUGGCCGGGAUUCUGCGAGUGUAUUGGACCAUCUUGGAGUAGCAGUAUCGUAUACACUGAAGACUGACACCUACGGAGAACUGGAUAUGUGCGGUGAGAUGCCAGGUGCUUUUAAGAAGCAGGCCGAGCUUUUGACGGAUAUGAACAUGGACAUGGAAAGUGACCUGGUCGAAGAGGUACUACAAACUCUCGAGGAAGUUUGCGUAAUUUUAGAAGGUAUUCGAAAAUCGCUUGAUAAAGAUGUUAAAAGGUCGAUGCACGUUCCAAUUUCGGACCAAGAACAGCGACAACCCCAAAGGUUGCUCGAGGAUGAUACAAAAUCGGCUCGAAUGACAUUGUCGCGAAACAGAGACUCUGUGACAAAGGUGGCCCCGCCCGAGAAUUUUUCGGAUAUAUUGGAUGACAGUGAAGCUACUCAUACUUUUCAACUCAUCUACCAAGAUUUGAAGAGUUGGAUUGAACGACACUUCACUCGCUUUAUAUACUCAAGGGACGCCGGCGAUACACAAUCAAGUGACGAUCGCGCAAAUUCCCUUCCAGAUACUUACAGAUAUCGUCCAGAUACUACACUCCACAUCAUUCAUGGAGAAGUCUUCGAGCGCCUCUUCACUUCCAUCCUGGCUCCUUUUAUAGUGGGGACGGGUAACGUUGCGUUGGAUCACCAUCUGCAACUCAUUGAUAAAGAAAUUUGGCAACACUGGCGGUCCAUCUUGAGCAAUGCUAUAUCGUCCCACGAAAAGGAAGGCCUAGAGAAGACCUGUGACGAGAUCAUGCAGCGCACCGAAUCAAAGCUUGGACAUGUUUCUACAACCGACUCAAAAGAAAGACGGAAGGAGUUGAGGCAAAUUGUCCGGAACUGUUUGGAUUUUAAGAAAAGACUGGAAUGUCAGGGCAACCUUUUUUAUUUUUGGUGGAGUCUACCAGGAGCGGCCUUGUGUGAGGAGCGCAUGGUGAGUGUCACGGGGCAGUAUGCAGCCAACAAGACAGUUAGACGAACCUUAUGGCCGAUGUUCUACAGAGAGCUUCCGGAUGAAUGGGUCAUCCUGGCGAAGGAAAUAGUGCUUGCGAGCCAGGGCUCAUCCAAGGGAAUCGAGAGUCCAAAGCCCUUCCAGUCCAAAAAACCAGCCACUUCAUGA
Penicillium waksmanii is the source of this 1188-nucleotide messenger RNA. RefSeq lists its product as uncharacterized. The coding region runs from base 1 to 1188 and encodes 395 amino acids. The record is from RefSeq and is a predicted model, not a curated record. The transcript is spliced from 2 exons. Lineage: Eukaryota; Fungi; Ascomycota; Eurotiomycetes; Eurotiales; Aspergillaceae.